AUGGCUCGUGUUAUUCAUGUUGAAGUCGUUCAACGCUUGGAAAGUCGUGCAUCAGUUGAUCAAAUUAAGAUUGCUGUUAACAAGAUGAUCGACGAUAAAUUAAAACCUUCUGCAGGAACUUUCAUCAAACGGUUUGAUGAUGUCUUUCUGGUUGAAAACAUUGAAGCUGUGCUGAUUUCUGAAGGGAAUGAAAUUUCUUGUAAAAAUGGCAUAUUUUCCGAAUUUCAAUUUGUGUACCAUAUUUACCGUCUGAAUGAUGAGGGAAGACAACGUGAAUUAUUAGAAAGUGAAGAAGACGGCGAGGAGUUGAGUGCAUCUAGUCACUGGACUUUGCCUUGUACUGAUUUCCAUGGUCUCUGGGAGAGUUUAGUUUUCGAGAGUUCAUUGAAAGAUGACUUACUUAGCUUUGUGGAGACAACUUUAUUGUUUUCUGACAAGGGUGUCGAUUCCAAUUUUAUUAGUUGGAAUAGAGUAGUUUUACUUCAUGGCCCACCAGGAACUGGGAAGACAUCGCUUUGCAAAGCUCUAGCCCAAAAAUUGUCAAUUCGCAUGGCAGAUCGCUAUAAUCACUGUGAACUUGUUGAAAUUAAUACACACAGUCUGUUUUCAAAGUGGUUUUCAGAAAGUGGUAAAUUGGUGAUGAAAAUGUUCUCAAAAAUUCAUGAAAUUUUGGAGACUGAGUCUUCUCUUGUUUGUGUUCUAAUUGAUGAAGUUGAAAGUCUUGCUCAUGCUCGACAGUCUGCAGUAAAAGGUCUUGAACCAUCGGAUGCAAUUAGAGUUGUGAAUGCAGUUCUUACACAGAUUGAUCACAUAAAAUCUUACCCCAAUGUUUUAAUUCUGACAACAUCGAAUAUAACUGCUGGUAUAGACUUGGCAUUUGUUGAUAGAGCUGAUAUUAAACAAUAUAUUGGAUAUCCCAGUGUGGCAGCAGUUUAUGAAAUUUUUAAAUCGUGUGUGAAGGAAUUACAAAGAACUAAUAUUAUUCAUUCUAAAGAUAACAUUGUAACUCUCAAGUUAUUGGAACUAUCAUCAUUUCAACCUAGUGAAAGUACGAAUACAAGUUUAAAAUUGUAUGACAUUUCAAAAUUAAGUGAAGGUUUUAGUGGAAGAACAUUGCGAAAGCUUCCCUUUCUUGCUCAUGCAUAUUUUGUUCAGAAGCCCUCAGUGUCAUUGACCGAGUUUUUAAAUGCUUUAGAAAAAGCUGUUGGAAAAUUUAAGCAAGAUUGUGAGGAAUUAAAAAGAACAUGA
This is a messenger RNA of Gryllus bimaculatus (two-spotted cricket), 1248 nucleotides long. NCBI's taxonomy places the organism in Eukaryota, Metazoa, Arthropoda, Insecta, Orthoptera, Gryllidae. The record is from the annotation of a GenBank genome assembly.